UUCUUUUUGCUGCAGCCUUUCGCGGGUGCAGAGGCUGGGAGUGAAUCUGGGUGCUUGUAGUGCACAGCAUGCUGUGCCGGAGAUGCGAGACAUAUGAUAGCGCUGCUGAGUCAUAUGCAUAUGAAUAAGGAGCCUUACAACGCAUUAUAGAUAACGGGGGAUUUGUUAAAUGUCAGUCUGUUAGAGGUUAUACGGCGUGUGCGCGAGUGUGUUUGUAUGUGUGUGUAUGCGUGCGUGCAAAGGUGCAUUUUUCAGUUGGGGUUGGUUGGGGAAGAGCUGGAGAGGCUGGUAUCUUGCAGCCUUUAAACAUCGCGAUGCUACGAGAGUUGCAAGGAGCUUUUUUGGCGAGGCGCGCCAGUCAGAGGCAGAGAAGACAGAGGUGCUCUUGACACCAUUGAGGGAUGCGCUGUUACUAAACAGCUCGUAUAUCUGCGACGAGAGGACCCGAGCCAGACACGAUGGUUCUGACCGCGCUGACCCAGUUUAGUUGCAAGUGGUGGGCGACGGUUCGUUGCGCGUGGACUGGAGCGCGGCGAGCUCCCUGUCUGACCUCGCGCUUUUGGGGAGCACGCGGACCUGCUUGGCGCGCAGACUGAUUCUGACUGCACCUUUGGGCGCACUGGACUUCAGCGAGGUGAAUGUUGACGACACCAUUGAAAUGUUACCAAAAUCAAGAAGAGCUCUGACCAUUCAAGAGAUUGCUGCAUUAGCGCGAUCCUCUCUGCAUGGUAUUUCCCAGGUAGUGAAGGACCAUGUGACGAAGCCUACAGCAAUGGCUCAGGGCAGAGUGGCCCAUCUGAUUGAGUGGAAAGGCUGGUGUAAGCCCAUCGACACCCCAGCAGCUCUGGAAUCAGACUUCAACUCGUACUCCGACCUCACUGAGGGAGAGCAGGAGGCACGCUUCGCUGCUGGUGUGGCAGAGCAGUUCGCCAUAGCUGAGGCUAAGCUGAGGGCCUGGUCCUCUGUGGAUGGCGACGAGUCGAACGAUGACUCAUAUGAUGAAGACUUUCUGCCUGCCAAUGAGCCCACCACACAGAGCACAGAUGUGCCAUCGUAUCCUCCCUACUUGAAGGACCUGAUCCACAGCCAGCUUUGCCAGCACUUGGGCCUGCAAAGGCCAUGUUGCGAGGGUGGUGGAGGAGGUGGCGAGGGAGGUGGCAGUGGAGAGCCUUCCCCCACGACAGGCUCCCCGGACACCCUGUGCUCCAGCCUCUGCAGCCUGGAUGAGCACCACCCGCUGCUACGCGACCUAGGCGGCCACCGUGGCAACCACGCCCACAGCAACGCUGCAGAGCUCGCCGCCAAGAUCCUGUCAGCACUGCAGGGAGGGGAGGAGCUGCUGGCCCGACUGCAGAGGGCGGGGCAGAGCGGGCCUGGUGGGGGGGACUGCGGCUUCCACAGCCUUGGCGGGGGAGGGCGGGGCAUCAGGCCCUGCGGGGGUCAGGACUCUCCUUGCUACUCCAUGUCUUACUCUGAGACGUACUUGUCACCAGGCGAGGAUGACGACACCCCCUGCAAGGACUAUGAGAGCACAGUGUGCCAGGUGGAGGCGGAGGGCAACGGAGUGGAGUACCCACCCGACUAUGACCCACGCCGGAGGGUCUCCGACGUAGCCUCCUCUGGGGUCGUGUCCCUCGAUGAGGAGGAUGAAGAGGAGGAGGAGAGGGCAGGCGAUCCAAACAACCAAUGACUCCUUUCCUGUCACAUCAGUGUUUGAUUCCUCCGCGCUCUUUGGGGGGGAUCUCUUUUUUGCAACAAAUUCCCCACUCCUCCAUGGCGUCUGAAAAGUCUGAACCUGCACGCAUGUUAAUUUCUUUUGACUGAAACAUCCGUCUUUGCCUUACUUGCAGCAUUUCAACUCCUACUCUCCACCCCGUGACUGCUUUCAUCCCCAUUCGAUGUAUCGACUCUAUUUUCUUUGAAGGCGUCCAAACAAUCUUUUAUAUCAGUGUGAAAACAGGACAGCUGGACGCUGCAGUGACUUACUCGUGGGUAUGACGCUCACAGUUUUCGGCUCCAUCCCCACCUGCAAGGAGACUCCAAAAACUGGAUGCCACCAACAGGCAGACAGAAUGACUGAGUUUAAGACUCUGACUUAUCUUUGCAUGUGUUUUGCAAGUGCUGAAAUUGAUGGGCUGACCCGGUCUUGAGCACGGUUUGUAAUCUCAGCUGUUCUGUAUAACCACCCCGACCCGCCUCCCCCAGUGUCGCCCAUGGGAGGGAGGGUUGACACUGCGUCCUGGGACCUGCUCUUAUCUCCCCCCCUCUCCUCCCCCCGCCCCUCCUUUGCAAGAGACAAAAUAGCAUCCUUUUGGGCAUGGCUUGCUGAGUAUGCCAAACUAUUUAAUCCUGUCACUACCAAUUAUGAGCAAAUGCUGGAAUGUCUUUAAAGUGACAGGACAUAGUAUGUAUUUUAAAAAUAACAAAGUUUAAAAAAAAGAUUUGUCACAAAUUAUAUGACAGAAAUUAUAUGCUUUUAUUGUACUAGUUUUCUAUCACUCAGACAUGUUGUUGUUCACAUUAUUCCAGACAUCAUUAUGAUGGACAUAAUGCCAUAAUGAUCUACUAUAGUUACUGGAUAUUUUUGGGGGUUCCGUGGAUUCCCGCAUGGAAGACACGAGAACGUUGGUUGUCUUAAAAAAUACACAGCAGCAGCGAUGACAACAAACACUGACAGAAUGUUCCUGAAGUGACCCUUCGGCGACAGGCGUUCAGCAGGAAGGGGCGCAGGUGGAGAAGACAGAAGUUUUUUCUGUGAAGCGACUAGUUGCAUCGGAGAUUUUCUAUAUUUUUGUAUGCGUUGUCAUGCUUUGAUCUCUUUGCCUAUGCGGCGUGCCAGUGUAUGUGGUUUUUUGCACGAAGCUAACGUGGCUGUAGAUUUCUCCUUUUUUUUUUUUUUUCGUUAUCACUGUGUGAUAUAGUUUAAUGGGAAAAAAACAACAAUACAAUGUGAACAAAAAACUUUUUAUUUUAGUUUCAAAAGAGGAUACUGUGAUACGGUUUGUUAUUGCCAUAUGUCAUGAUCCUCAUGAAGAGCUAUUGUUCUUGUCUGUUUCCCAGAAUGCUCUUCUUUCUUUCCUGUCAUACUGACUCCUGAAAAGCUUUGCCUUUUAUUCUCUACUUUCCCUUCUUUUCUAUGAGGUUUGCAGAGUGGCAUGUUUAUGUGACACAUGCGGAAGCUCCCAUCUCCAUGAUGUGAGGAGCCCUGUUGAGGUUCUCCCAGAGGGACUGUCAUUCAUACAACUCAGGAAAUCCCAUUGGACCACAGCAUCAAUGUAUCCCGCCCGCCUGCGUAACACUACUCGUCUCUCAUCCUCCGUGUGUGUGUGUGUGUGUGUGCGUGUGUGUGUGUGUGUUCUACGUGUGCUUGUGUGGGUGCAUUUUGGCGUGUUUGUGAGAGAGAAAGCCUGGUGUGCGUAGUUAUUUUCUACAAAUAAUUAAAGCACAGAUUCAGUCCCCACAUCCUUCUUUACUGUUUGACUGUUCAGAUAAGCCUCAAUGUGCAAGUCCGUAUGUUUGACAUUUUGUGUGUGUGUGUGUGUGUGUGUGUGUGUGUGUGUGUGUGUGGCUGUAAUGUAAGAUGUCAGCAAGCGUUAAGCUUGCAUUGUAUAUCCAUUCCAAAAUCCCUUCGAUGCAGCGAUUCCCUUUAAAGCAGUGUCUGGUGUAGCUGAGCUCUCGUUGGAGGUUGACCUUGGUGCUGGGGACAACAUCUGGAAAAUACAUAAGGGAUGGUGUUGAUAAAUCAUCCAACUUCUAAACUACAUGAAAAUAAAGUGUCCCAGUCAGGACAGUUGGAAAAGACAGCGACAACUCAGGAGGAACCAUUGAGCUGUGCCUUUCAUUCAUCACCUGUGACCUCCCAAGUUGUACCAUCGUCACAUCCUCCGUGCUGUCACUCAGGCCACAGCUUAGCUUGGCUUCCUUCCCCUUCUUCUUCCUUUCCUGAAUGAGCGAGUGCAGAUAUAUUCAGACCAGUUGGACAGCGGCACCAAAUAUCCUUGUUACAUCUACUGAGUGUAUUCUGGCGCUAUAGCUGGAGGCUAACAUCAGGCCGAUUGUCCUUUUGGUUGACAUUAAAAGCCGCGGUUGCUAACGAGGCGAGGUUGUGCUCGUCCCCGCCCCACAUCACCACUUCCUCUAUUUAUUAGUCUGUCCACCACAGUACAUUUGCUGUCUGUCUCUCUGAGUGUCCCUGUCCUCUCCCCGGGCAGUGUGUGUGUGUGCGAUGGUGUGAGUGUGUGUGUGUGACAGAAGACGGGCACCUUGGUGUGAUGCGUUUUUUCACUCACCCAGCAGUCUUGUUCUGUGUUUUUUAUUUGCCUACUUUUGAGGACCAUGACUACAUUUAUUAAUCAAGUCUUCAUUUUCCCCCUAAUCUAACCCCAGACCCUAAUCCCUUUGUAGAAGUGGUGUUUUCUAUUCUUUCUGUCCUUGUGAGAACAUUUUGUCCUCAUAAGAAUAGAGAGGGAAGAAUUCCUGCUGACACACACACAGACAGCCUGAUGAAUGUCUCCCCUCUCCAUCCUUCUGUCUCUGUCCUGUCAUUUCCUGCCCCCUCUCCUCCCACCCCUCUUUGUCUCUGUCCUUUCCUCUUUGCCUCCUCGCUUUAUUUCCCUCUCUCCCUCCAUCAAUCCCCACAGGGGGGCUCGUUACAUAACCGAGAGGACAUCCGAGUGCUACCUUUGCCGACAGGCAAUUAGCCCGCGAUUAUGAAACCGCCUGACGAACAGGAGAUGUGUAUCUCCUCCCGUCUUUCUUUUUUUUUUUUUCCGCCCUUGCGUCUUUUUCCCCUUCACUCCAUGUGCACCCUCCCCUUCCCUUUUUCUUCCUGAUCCCCACUGCCACAAGCUUUUAUUUUAAAGUAACAUCUUUUUAGGUUAGCUGUCCCAGAAAACUUGUGAUUUGCAGAAAGCAACAGAUGAUGCAGAGGAGUGUUUCUCGCUCACCUCUCUGUACAGAAGGGAUGAGUAGUUCGUAGCCUGAUAACAGACGAACACCCUGCUGUUCUGGAGUCAGACAGAAGUCUUUAGAGUGAAGCAUGUUUCUUUUGGUGUGUGUGUGUCUCUGGGCAGUGUGUUUUAGUCUGUUGCUUCGGGCAAGUGCUGACAUUGGAAACCUAUCAGAGAAAAGCGCUCCAGAUUCUGUGUGUGUGUGUGUUUGUGUGUGUGAUAGUGGCGGGAGAAUCCGGCGCUAUAAAAAGACAUCAAAACAUCUGUUGGGCAGUAUCAAGCCAGGAGGGCGUAUGAAAAUUCAGUUGGUGCUGGUGCCCCCGUCACCCUGUAGCCUACUUACCAUUUUAAAACAAAGCUGAAGGGCCUGGGGACCGUUUCCAGCAUCACCGACCCCCAGUGGUGAACAUUAGGACAAAACCUGCAAACACAACUGAGAGAGUGAACGCUGCUGAAGGAACUGACUACAGAGAGUGUAAUUUUCGCAGAGAGAGAUGGUGUGUUUUUAACCCACAUUAGCCUUUACAGUCUUAAUUAAAACAUCCCACAAUCCUCGAGGGGAUCGGGUGCAUACAGUGACACGCGCAUAAAAACGAGCAGAGGCUUAACAUAGUUCAGAGAGCAAAGCCAUACAACUCUCCCAGCAGAGGACAAAGACACCACGAGCUAACAGGGUAAAUGGAAAAUAGAUGACCCAAAAUGAAUGUACCGUCCCGUCCACAUCGUAAGUGGGUUCCAUAUCACCAAUCGCAUCGGUCCAACACACACACUCAACCCUCUCCUCCCUCUGAGAUCUCAACCCUGUCUGUUAUUUUUUUCUUCUUCUGUUUCCUUUUUAAUCCUUUUCUUCUUCCUCUUUUAGCUGAAUGUAAUUAUUUGAUUAUUGCCACCUUGGAUUUGAAAAAUGAAUCUUUGUGUGCUGCAUCUGAUAUUAUUUCGAAUUAAUAAAAUAUUGUUAUUGUUCUUUGCAAAAAAUA
Messenger RNA from Acanthopagrus latus (yellowfin seabream), 5926 nucleotides. RefSeq lists its product as uncharacterized. The record is from RefSeq and is a predicted model, not a curated record. NCBI's taxonomy places the organism in Eukaryota, Metazoa, Chordata, Actinopteri, Spariformes, Sparidae. Bases 659 to 1690 code for a protein of 343 amino acids. The transcript is spliced from 6 exons.